Messenger RNA from Hymenoscyphus albidus, 1847 nucleotides. The record is from the annotation of a GenBank genome assembly. NCBI's taxonomy places the organism in Eukaryota, Fungi, Ascomycota, Leotiomycetes, Helotiales, Helotiaceae.
CCUGGAUCAACCCAUUUUUUACCUCUCCAAAAACACCCUGAGAACAUCUUCCGGCUCAUCCUCCAACUCUUGACGUUACAUACUCAAGUACUGCACCCUCAAGUUUGCUUCAAGAAUCUACAAGCACGCGGACAGCGCCAACAAGAAACUAUUACCAUUUCCUUUCCUGUCCUUCAGCAAAGAAAGAGCCUUCCAACUUCGAAUUUACCUCAAUCCUCGAGCUUUAAACACUUCGACUAGCCCAUUCGCUACCAGAUUCCCUGGCCGAGUCUCAACUCCAGGUCUUGGUCCUAUUCAGUACCUACCAACAAAAGAUACAUCGAAACUGAGGCACGAAAAGCGUAACAAUAUAAACUUACUAGAAAACAACUCAUCAUGGGCAAAAAGCACCGACCGCCGCCACCAUCACCGGAAUUGGUUGCUAGCAGAAUAUUCAAGCCGGACGCAGGCAUCAAGCAGAAGCUCUCCGCAAAAUUCAACCCAGCGACGGGACUCGCCACCCUUCAAUACGAAGGCAGUGAUGAAGUGGUUCCUACAAACCAACUUUUAGUCCAGGUUACAUCAGCUACCAAGGGAGGCCAGAAGAAAUAUAUUCCAGUGGUGUCAUCAUGGGGCAUCUUUUAUGGACGAAACUCACCUUACAAUCUCUCCCACUGCAGCCCGAACGGUACGAGUAGCGGUUCUGCUCUUGCCAGAGGUAUAUCGAAUGUCCUCCUAAACAUUACGGAUGAAAAUUUGCGGCCCAAAACAGCUGUGCCAAUUCAGAAUGUUGUCAUCCGAAUAUCUGGGCCUAACACAUAUAAAACACUUACUGACGAUGUUUGGCAUUGGAACAUGGACUCUGACAGCCAAUGGGAAAGCUUGAUAAUAAACAUUCACAAAUCUCUAUUGAAAGUAAUGAGCGAGAGCAACAUCAGUGUUCGACUCCAAUUGGUCGAUGGAGGGCAAUGUGGAGGUGCUAAGCACCUUGCUGAGAAAGCCUUGAAUAACUCCGAGAUCUACCAGAAAACCAACCCUGAUACCCCCUCCCCCGCCAAAGCUCCUCCAAUAUCCGCAGCGAGAACACCAAAUUCACAACCUGGUUUACCAUGGGCCCUUGCUGAUACUUACGCAUCCUCGGAUCCAGGAACCAAAAACAACGUUGAAAGAGUUAUCCUUCGCUUGGAAUACCCUCUUGGAGCUGAGAAUGAGUGGAGCAGAAGUGUACAAUCAUUUUUGAUUCGACGUGCUCUCCACCAAUGGAACGGUGAUUCUGACUUGAAUGAAACAUUCCGCUCUAUGUUCGGACCAGAUUCAAUCGAAAGAGUUGACCGAGAACGGCAAACCCUUGUGCGCCAGAUUCAAGCUCUACAAAUACACUUGGCCGGGAUCCCGGAUGAUUUCGCUUUUGCUGGUGCCCCGGACUUCAUCAAAUGUCACGCUACCAUUGCUGAGGCGGCGACAGUUCUCGGCAAGAUCGAGAAGGGUUAGUACAAUUUAUUUGUUAUUGUUUCCGACUUAAAAUAUCACUUGAAGCUAAUCACUACUGGCAACCUUGCAGGUCAGAGCUCUACUGGGAUAUACUGAAUGCCAUUCAUUCCUUGUACACAGCUUUGAUCAAAGGCAACUCAUUUCGCCCAUCUGGUUAUAUUUGCCACCCUGUCCCCUUAUUUGGGAGUCCUGGUUCAUCAUCUCAUCAAAGUAUUAACAAGCUAGGCAAUCUUUCAUUAAGGAAAACAUCAGCUAAUGUACGAAACAACAACGCGGCCGAUCUGGAAAUCGCUCACUUCAUUUUCUUCGAGCUGGUAUCGAAGUUCGGAACCCUAUCAUUUCCCUUUUUCAUUCAGACAAAUAAAUCGCAAGGAUAG